This is a messenger RNA of Brassica rapa (field mustard), 675 nucleotides long. Its product is annotated as probable histone H2A.7. Gene Ontology annotation, molecular function: protein heterodimerization activity; DNA binding; structural constituent of chromatin. Gene Ontology annotation, cellular component: nucleosome. NCBI's taxonomy places the organism in Eukaryota, Viridiplantae, Streptophyta, Magnoliopsida, Brassicales, Brassicaceae. The record is from RefSeq and is a predicted model, not a curated record.
GGACGGGUACUACACAUCACAAAUCUCAUAACCUCUUUCAUUGCAUUAUAAUCUCUCUCUCGUCGCGAUGGAAACCACCGGAAAAGUGAAGAAGGCAUUCGGAGGAAGGAAAGCCGGCGGCCCCAAAACCAAAUCGGUUUCGAAAUCGAUCAAAGCCGGUCUCCAAUUCCCCGUAGGAAGAAUCACUCGUUUCCUGAGGAAGGGACGGUACGCACAGAGACUCGGUGGCGGAGCUCCGGUUUACAUGGCCGCCGUCCUCGAGUACCUCGCCGCCGAAGUUUUGGAGCUUGCUGGUAACGCAGCGAGAGACAACAAGAAGUCGAGGAUCAUCCCGAGGCAUCUUCUCUUGGCGAUCAGGAACGACGAGGAACUGGGGAAGCUUCUGAGUGGAGUCACGAUCGCUCACGGUGGUGUCUUGCCUAACAUCAACUCUGUGCUUUUGCCUAAGAAGUCUGCUAAGUCGACCGAGGAUGUUGUGUCCAAGUCACCAGCCAAGUCUCCCAAGAAAGCUUAAUUCAUACUUUCGUUUGUAUGCGUUGUGUUGAGUUUCGUGAAUGCAUAUGUAGAAAAUUCUAGUUUUUUUUUUUUUUUUUUAAUUAUGUAAUUUGGGUUUGAUUCCUCCUCAGAUCCAUUGUUCUAUUUUAUAAUUUAUAAAAUCUUGCAAAUCUCUGCUAA